Dreissena polymorpha is the source of this 1952-nucleotide messenger RNA. Its product is annotated as UMP-CMP kinase 2, mitochondrial-like. The transcript has 5 exons. The coding region runs from base 60 to 1436 and encodes 458 amino acids. Gene Ontology annotation, molecular function: dTMP kinase activity. The record is from RefSeq and is a predicted model, not a curated record. Gene Ontology annotation, biological process: dTTP biosynthetic process; dTDP biosynthetic process; dUDP biosynthetic process. Lineage: Eukaryota; Metazoa; Mollusca; Bivalvia; Myida; Dreissenidae. Gene Ontology annotation, cellular component: mitochondrion; cytoplasm.
UCAAGCAUUGCAGGUAUUUGGAAAUAAAAAAACGGAACUUUCAAAAGACAGUUAUUUCUAUGAUUUCGUCGACAAAACAACUGUUUAGGUAUUCAAUAUCAUACCAAGUAUACGCUCGAAACAUCAUGUACAGACAAUUCAUAUAUAUCGCCUGUCCUGAUGCCAGCGUUUAUUUGCAAAGGACAAAACAGCGUGAAAUCAAAAGUGAAAGUAGAAAAGCGGGCAAUCUUUCAAAAUUAUUUCACAUGGGAACAAAUUAUUUGGUGUUUCCAUCCGUUAGUUCACAUGACAAUGAAGAAACUUGCUACGUUAAAACCUCCCUAAAAUCUUACCAUGUCUAUCGGGAGUUGUCAUCUAUUCCCUCUGUAUCUGCGUCUCAUGCAGUGCAGUUUGAAUCAUUUUCCUCAACAUGUUCAUCUUUCAUAAAGGGUGUACACCUUAAUUGCAAAAAUGAAGAACAAAAUGAGUCGCUUACAAACAAAAUCCAUGGUUUAAUAUCACAGGACCCUGAACUGACUGCUUUUGAAAUGGUCCAAAGUACAAAUUCCUGCUUUUCUUUAAAAAAACUCGCAAAACAUGGAUCAUUGUUAGAAGAAGAAAGCAUUUAUUUAAGCAUUUUUGAUCGAUCGCUAGUCCACAGUGCAGAUUCAUUACCAGAAUCGAGUGUGGCUUCACCAAUCUUUACAACUCCAGGAGCUAUGCCAGUUUUUCACCAAUACAAUACUGCGAAAGAUAUUCUAACACAGCUUUCAGAUACUUCAGAGGUGAAAGAGCUAUUGGAUAUAGCAGACAAGCAUGUGACAUCUUUGUGUAAUGCAGAAACCCAAUUGAAGUUCCCAUUUGUUGUGAUUGAAGGCAUGGAUGCAACAGGGAAGACAACUCUAACUGAAGCGAUAGAGAGGAAGCUGGGAGCCGUGAAGUACUUCACUCCACCUCCUCAGAUCUCCCACCUGCGACCACAUUUCGACCGGUACCCGGAGAUUGUGAGACGCGCCUAUUACAGCUUAGGAAACUACAUUGUUGCUAUGGAUAUCCUGCGGGAAUGUGAAACCAGACCUGUGAUUAUGGACAGGUUCUGGCACAGCACAGCCGCCUAUGGUAUCGCCAACGAGACCAGUAUGAGCGACCUGCCAGGGGCAGGUCACCCUGUGUAUGACUGGCCAGGGGACCUGGUACGGCCCACCCUGGUUUUGUUUCUUACAGUGCAGGAGGAGGUGAGGAGGAGGAGACUCAGUGACCGCGGCGUGCUGGCUACAUUUGAGGAAACGGCCCUUGAUAAGGAUGGGUUGUUUCGAAAAAGGCUGUGUAAUGCCUACCGGUUGAUGGGUAAUCCUGCGCUGGUUGAGAUUGAUGCCAGUGGAACAGUGAAGGAAGUGAGGAACACGGCCAUAGAACUCCUUAAACAACAUGGUAUCUGUCUUCAAACUGACAUGUAGAGGAACUUUGGCCAGGAGAUUCGUGUCAAUCACUGAGUGGACCAAUUAAGGGAUUUGAGUCCCGCUUUGGGGAAAACAGGCUUAAUGCAUGUACGCAAAGUAUUGUCCCAGAUUAGCCUGUGCAGUCCAAUCUUGUAUGGUAUGGUGUAGGCUUUUAUGGUAUGUUUCAUUUUAAGGGAGUCUUCGUAGCAAAAGUUCAGUUUUUGCGGAAAGUGUCGUCCCUUAUUAAACUGGUUCAACACUUAACGCACAUGCAUCAAACCCCAUUUUCCAACAGCAUGGCCCAAUUGCAAUGGUCAACAAAAGCACAUGACUGAUUAAUCCAAUUAGUUUAUUGGGAUCCCAUGGACAAACAACUAAAUGGUCAAUAUUGUAUCUAUGUGAAAACUGACAAAUCUGGGAACUCUAUGGUAUGCACAUAAUGACAGGAGAUAGGUGUUGUAUAAAAUUGCAAAAGAUCUGCUGUCAUGCUUUACCUGUUAGCUAUAACUUAGUAAAUAAAUAUCCAGCAUCUGU